Molecule: messenger RNA, 1926 nt
Organism: Kalmanozyma brasiliensis GHG001
Lineage: Eukaryota; Fungi; Basidiomycota; Ustilaginomycetes; Ustilaginales
Exons: 1
Coding region: 1-1926 (641 amino acids)
Biological process (GO): regulation of exit from mitosis
Cellular component (GO): nucleus
Source: RefSeq, a predicted model, not a curated record
AUGUCGUCAAGCACGACCAUCGAGGCCCAGCACAGAGGGUCGCGGCGCGGAGGAGGAGCUCGAUGCAGUCACUCGUCUCGUCUCGAGGUUCCCGUGCUGGAUCUGGGGUCCAACAUGUCCACGCAGCUCGCUCACGAAGGCAACGGUACCCUUUUGCAGCGAGCUCAGUCCUGUGCGCCUGACGAACGUCACAACAUCCUGCAAGCACUAUCUUACAAGAGCGCCGAUCUCAGCAAGGCCCAAAUGUGCGGACACUGCGACCUGCUCACUGCAAGGCUCAUCGAAUCAUUGUUGCAUUAUCUGCUUUAUCGGAAGAAUCAAGUCCCCGAGCCGAUCAACUUGCUGCGCAUGCGGAAGGUGUCGGCAUCCCCCAAGGCUACACUCGCAAAAGGCCGCCGCUCGCACGGUGACUCGACGCGCACGCGGAGAGAAGACAAGCUCCUUCGCAAGCUUGCCCAGCUUGGGCACCACCUGGAGGCGGCAGUCAAGCAGCUAAGCGACAACAGCGGCGAAGGUCCAUCCAGCCGUCCUCAUGCAUCUCAGGACCUCCGGCUGCUGAUCGUCAUGGGAACCAGUGCUAGCAUGCCGCGGGAUGUCCUUGUCUUGGAUCUCGUCCAAGCCGUCGGGCGGGGCAGCGGCACCGAGUCUGACCUCUUCAACGUCUUCGAGGCAGGUCGACUGGACGGGCUCGAGACCGCGAGCAGGGAAAACGACAUGGAAGAGCGUCUGGCUGAUCUCCUUUCACAAGCAUCCGAUCAACGAAGAGACGCAGCGAGAGACAAGACGAGCAGCAUUUGGGGCGGCAAGCUGAUACGCCUGGUAAUGAAAAGUGAAAGCCUCGAAUCCUUCUUCGGGACUCAGCUCGCCCCGACCAAGACGCACAUCUUCCUCAGCGGGCCUGCGUCGUUUCGCUGUUCAGGCUGGUCGGCUCGUCGUCAUCUCGACUUUAACUUGGAUCACUUGUGCGAAGCCAUUCCGACAGACCAAUUUGACCCGACUUCAGGGUCCACAGACACCAGCAUGUCCUCUUUGAUCGCUGACGGUGCUGAAGCAGAUCGCAGGAGAGCGCCAUCGAGCCCGAUGCCAGAUGUACACAGAAGAUGGGAGGAGUCACCACGCGACUCGUCAUCCUCUGUGGCAGAAUCAUGGCCGGAGGACAGCGCUUCCGAACAACUUUGGGAGUCGAGCAUCAGCUCCAUGUCUGAGGACAGCAGGCCACCGUCGGUGGCGGACAAGAGUUGGCAGGCAGACAGCAACAGGGAAGGUGUGUCAGAUGGAUGGUUUCCGGCAUGCAGCAGUCCAUCCGUCAACGGAUCGAGUUCGCCGAGUCAAGCACAGCACAGCAUUCAGGCAAGCCGCACCGGAUCUUCGCUUGGAUCGUCGACCGUAUACGGGCACGAUACCAACGACACAGCCAUGGAAGUCAGCCCCGAAACGAAUGAUACAGCCAUGCAGCUCCGCCCCGACACCUACGAUACAGCCAUCGAAGUCAGCCUCGACACCCACGACACAGCCAUGAACACCAGCCUCGACGUUCUACCCAUCUCUACCGAGGGGCUCGACACGCGAACGGAUGGCGCAGAUCUCACGGACGACAGUGCUAGCAGCCUUUCGGUCGGCAGCGCAGCGGUCGACACCGGCACAAGCGUGAUUCAACGUCGUUCUCGCGAACCCAGGGCGGGCGGACUGCUUGCUCGCAAUCUGCUUCCACCCAGACCCAGCCGACAGAGCUCGUACGCCGCUUCCGACUCGAGCUCGGUGCGAUCCGUUGCCUCCCUCAAGCGUGCUCCUCGCUGUGUCGGUCUGCAGGUCGAUUUUACCGAUCCAGACAAGGUGACAGACAGCAGUGGCUCAGAGGCCGCGGCGGAAGAACGCAAGGAUUACUGCUGGUACCAGUGCGAGGUGGUGCUGGAAGGCUAUCGUUGA